Ambispora gerdemannii is the source of this 831-nucleotide messenger RNA. Lineage: Eukaryota; Fungi; Glomeromycota; Glomeromycetes; Archaeosporales; Ambisporaceae. The record is from the annotation of a GenBank genome assembly.
AUGUCUGCACUCUUUAAAGUGAAUCUCGAGCUUAUCAAAAAUGCGAAGCCAUAUUGUGAUCAGGAAAUUGAUCGAUUGAUUUCACGUCAUUAUAUCUUGCGAUAUGCAUUAGGAUUGCUCAGCACACCUAUUAGAGAUUUAAUUGAAGAAAAUAAUCUUAAUGUAUUUGAUUGUGGCUGUGGUCCGGCCACGUGGCUUCUAGAACUGGCCACUAAUUAUAGACACUGCUCAUUCACAGGAAUCGACAUUAGUCCAGUAUUUCCACAAACAAUUAAACCACAAAAUCUAACUAUUGAUCUGCAUGAUGCUCUUAAAGGGCUCCCAUUUGAUAAUUUCUUCGAUGUCGUUCACCAAAGUUUUUGGGUUACCGUUUUGUCAAAAGACGAAUGGAAUUUCCUUGUCCGGGAAUUAGUUCGCAUCCUAAAACCAGGUGGAUACAUUGAAUUAAUUGAGUUGAAUAUAUCGGUGAAUAAUUCAGGCCAGGUUACAAGAUACCUAAAUAAUGCUUUGACUGCUUAUUACAAAAGCAAAAAGAUCAAUACAAUUGUAAUUGAUGAACUUGAGGACUACCUCGAAGACACGUUGAAAGUCGAAAUUUAUGAAAAGGAAGUGAAAAUGAUACCAAUCGGAUGGAAUGGACCUGUGGGAGAAUUGGCAUUAUACGAUUUAAUUUCUGGUUAUGAAAUCGCCAAACCAUAUCUAUCGGAAUUUAUGGGAAUUCUUCCUAACCAGUAUGAUCAUUUAGUUGAGCUCGCCAGAAAAGAAGUUGUCGCUAGGAAAAGCACGUUUUCCAUUUACAGAUACGUUGCAAGAAAGUGCGACUUUUUUUAA